Molecule: messenger RNA, 617 nt
Organism: Mytilinidion resinicola
Lineage: Eukaryota; Fungi; Ascomycota; Dothideomycetes; Mytilinidiales; Mytilinidiaceae
Exons: 1
Coding region: 37-546 (169 amino acids)
Cellular component (GO): membrane
Source: RefSeq, a predicted model, not a curated record
AGACCGCCUUGAUAUUGCUAAUUCUCGAACAUAGGCAUGUGCCACAAAGCAUCCUCAACCCUGGACUGUACUACAUCCUCGAAGGCAAACGUUGAUCAACUGCUACACGCUUUCUCCAUCAGCGGCACGAAUGCCAUCAGCCCCUUCCUCAACUCCGCUUUGACACUUCAAAACAAGGUGUUUAUACCGUUCCUAGUAGGCGCAGGGUGCGACUUUUUCCUGGCCAUUGUCUUCGUGACACUCUUCAAGCGGCACCAGAAGAAGAGUGCUUGGGAAGACAAGGACGAGCGCACGUGGCAGAACUUCAAACUUGCCACAAUGGUCACCUCAUGGUUAAGCACUGCAUUCGCGUUGGCGGUGGCAUGGGCUACAUCUCAGGCUCUGGCCUCCGUUACACACCCGGCCGAUAUCUUCGCUAGAAGUGGUCUCGACAUCGCUGCUGGAUCGGCUAUUCAGGGACUUCAAUGGACUAUUGCGGCGUUGGCAUUCAUCUUUUUUUGCGGAUUGCAUAUUAUCCUUCACCCAAGUGCUGGCGAUGGGAAAUGAGGCCCUGGGUGAAACGUCAGGAAGAUAGUACCAUUGUGGUGUAUGUUGGGAUGAAGACUGGAUUAGGGGAU